This is a messenger RNA of Cercopithifilaria johnstoni, 1137 nucleotides long. NCBI's taxonomy places the organism in Eukaryota, Metazoa, Nematoda, Chromadorea, Rhabditida, Onchocercidae. The record is from the annotation of a GenBank genome assembly.
AUGGGCUCGUCAUCGAUCGUCAUAUUACGGCUUAUCUCCUUGUUGUUGAUUCUUUCCAGUUGUUAUUGUUUGGAAUGGGAUAUAAUGAAUUAUCCGAACCCAACUUACGGCGACUUCAGGCGAUGUAACAUGCGAACAACAUCGAAUAUAUGUGAUCCAGAUGAAGUGUUGACCGAAGCGCAAAGGAUGCGAUUGAAUCAUGAAUUACAUCAGCUGGAAAGUCGAACUCGACAGGAUUAUGCUCCCGAUUUUUGUCAGAAAAAAGGAAUUACGGCAGCACUGGCUAUUGCUAAACGUGUUCGUGGUAAUUCUGAGACUGUCAAAGAUAUGGCAAAUCAAAUUCUUCGAAAAUGGGCAUUAGAUGGUCAAUGUCAGAAAUCAGUGGUUUUUUUGCUUGCAGUCCAAAAUAAUCAGUUCUGGACAGCGCGUGAUGCGCGGGUUCCUGUAUAUGCGCAAGAAUUUACUCAAAUAUUCAAUUCCGAAAAGCAAUUUUUUAAACGAGGAGAUUAUUUUCAAGCACUGAGCAAUAUAAUACGGCAAACAUGGGAAAAAACUUUAUCAAAGCGAGGGAUUUCACCACCGGCUGGUGUUAUUGUCCCAGGACCGAGUGAUGACAAAAGGCGUACAGGUCUUCUCCCGCGUAUACCAUUUUGGCUUUGGCUUAUAUUCAUCUUCUUCAUUUUACCUCUCCUUUGUUGUUGUUGUUGUUUGUGCUAUUGUUGUUGUCGUCGUAAGGCUAAUAGUGCCAGCAAUAAUGCACGAAAACAAGGGCCCACUAAUAUUGAGAAUGGUGGCAGAGUGCCAGUGGGUGGUGGUGGUGGUAUGAUGCCAAUGGGUGGUGGUGGUGGUGGUAUGAUGCCAAUGGGUGGUGGUGGAAGAGGUGGAGGUUUGAACACUUUCUUGGGUAGCCUUGGAGGUGUGGGUUUGGGUCAUUUAGCCAGUAGAUUUUUUGGUGGUGGUAGUAAACGUCGUGAUGUUCCCGCCAAUCCAGAUUACCAGGGUGGUGCUGUUUAUCCCACAGCACCAUUCCAACCUACUAGAGGUUACGAAGCUGGCACCCGUGGUACUGGUACGGAUGGCAAACAACUUUACCCUACAAUUUCUGUGGUUGAUGCAGGUGGCGGAGGAGGAUGGUAA